AUUCCCUUUUUCUCUUUGAUCUAACCAUGUAUAUAAGAACCCUAACCAUAUCAAACACAUUCACUCAUCACCAUUUCCUUGUUAUUCUUCUUCUUCUUCUAGGCUUCAUCACCUUCAAACCCUUUCUCUACAAUUGUUUCAGUUUUUAUACUUCAAAGAGAAAGAUGAGUAGGCCAGGAGACUGGAACUGCAGGUCAUGCCAACACUUGAACUUCCAAAGACGUGACUCAUGCCAACGCUGCGGGGACUCGAGAUCAGGAGGUGGUGACUUUGGAGGGUUCGGUGGGAGAUCAGUUGGGUCAUCGUUCGGGUUCAGUACCGGGUCGGACGUUCGCCCCGGUGACUGGUACUGCACCGCUGGAAACUGUGGGGCCCACAACUUUGCUAGCCGCUCUAGUUGCUUCAAAUGUGGUGUGUACAAGGAUGAUUCUGCUGCUGCCACUGGCUUCGACUCUGACAUUCCUCGCUCUAGAGGUUUUGGGGGCGGCAGCAAUCGUUCUGGAUGGAAAUCCGGUGACUGGAUUUGCACCAGGUGGGGAUGCAACGAACAUAAUUUUGCUAGCAGAAUGGAGUGUUUCAAAUGCAAUGCCCCUAGAGAGCUUAGCAACAGAACUACAUACUAGACAGUGCCUUUCUCCAUUUCUGGGUAUUGCAGCAACCAAGAGAGACAAUAUCAAAUAUUAAUAUAUUACUACUUCUUCUUUUUUCUUUAUCCCUUUUCCUUUUAUUAUUUCUUUUGGGUGUUAGGGUUUCUUGAGGUGUAAAAACAUGGUAUAAAAUCCAUGUUCAAUUUAAGCUUAUAUGGAACCCUCUUUGGCAUUUUGUUGAGGCUUACCCUAUAUAAUUAAGAAGUAUAUCAUUGUGCUACUGUGGUGCUUAAUUUUGAUGUACUAUCUCCUUUUGUAGCCAAAGUGGGCAAAAAAAAAAAAAGAUCUACUACCCAUUUCCUCUUUAUUUAUUGUAUGGUGCAUCAUGGUUUUCUUAAAAGAAGAUGAUUCUUCUCUUCUUUUCAUUGUUUGAAAUGAUUGUUAUAAACUUCAUAAA
Molecule: messenger RNA, 1044 nt
Organism: Ricinus communis (castor bean)
Lineage: Eukaryota; Viridiplantae; Streptophyta; Magnoliopsida; Malpighiales; Euphorbiaceae
Product: transcription initiation factor TFIID subunit 15
Exons: 4
Coding region: 27-623 (198 amino acids)
Cellular component (GO): cytoplasm
Molecular function (GO): mRNA binding
Source: RefSeq, a predicted model, not a curated record